AGAAGCAGCAGCAGCAGCAGCGAGAGUGAUGACCGAAGCGUUGACGCGAGACUACCGAGUCUGCGAGGAGAUCGGGCACGGCCGCUUCGGCGUCGUCCGCCGCUGCGAGCCCCUCCUCCGCCCCACCUCCGCCGCCCCCUCCUUCGCCGUCAAGUCCAUCGACAAGGCCGCCGCCUCCGGCGACGACCUCGAUUCCCACUGCCUCCUCAUGGAGCCCAAGGUGCUGUCCCUCCUCCCCCCGCACCCGAACGUCCUCCGCAUGCACAAUGCCUACGAGGACUCCUCCCACCUCCACCUCGUCCUCGACCUCUGCGACUCCCCCGACCUCCACCGCGCCGUGUCCUCCGCCGGCCCCCUCCCGGAGCCCGACGCCGCCCGGGUCCUCGCCCAGCUGAUGCGCGCCGUCGCCCACUGCCACCGCCACGGCGUGGUCCACCGGGACAUCAAGCCCGACAACAUACUCUUCGACUCCCGGGGCCGGCUGAGGCUCGCGGACUUCGGCUCCGCGGAGGUGAUCGGCGGGGGGGAGCCGGCAGGGGCGGCGGCGGCGCUGAGGGGGCUGGUGGGGACGCCGUGCUACGUGGCGCCGGAGGUGGUGUCGGGGAGGGAGUACGGGGAGAAGGUGGACGUGUGGAGCGCCGGGGUGGUGCUGUACGUGAUGCUGGCGGGGUUCCCGCCGUUCCACGGGGAGAGCGCGGCGGAGAUAUUCGGGGCGGUGCUGAGGGCGAACCUGAGGUUCCCGCCGCGGGCCUUCCGGUCGGUGUCGCCGGCGGCGAAGGAUCUGCUCAGGAAGAUGCUGUGCAGGGACGCUUCCCGAAGGCUCUCCGCCGAUCAAGUCCUCAAGACCCACCUUCAAUUAGUGAUCUUUUAAAGCAUCUAAACGGGGCAUCCAUGGGUGAUCAGCUUCGGAGGAGCAGAAGCGACAGAUCUCAUCAUCUAAACUCAAGACAAGACCUUCUACUCUGUGUAUAGUCAUUCACUGUGCAAAGGCGCCAUAAGGGUGUGCAAAUUGCAAAGUCGAGAUUUGAGUUUCAUGGGAAGGAAGCUUCUUGCGAUUUU
Messenger RNA from Syzygium oleosum, 1059 nucleotides. RefSeq names its product phosphoenolpyruvate carboxylase kinase 2-like. NCBI's taxonomy places the organism in Eukaryota, Viridiplantae, Streptophyta, Magnoliopsida, Myrtales, Myrtaceae. Gene Ontology annotation, molecular function: calmodulin binding; calcium/calmodulin-dependent protein kinase activity; calcium-dependent protein serine/threonine kinase activity. Gene Ontology annotation, biological process: intracellular signal transduction; peptidyl-serine phosphorylation; protein autophosphorylation. The record is from RefSeq and is a predicted model, not a curated record. The coding region runs from base 29 to 871 and encodes 280 amino acids. Gene Ontology annotation, cellular component: cytoplasm; nucleus. The transcript is spliced from 3 exons.